Messenger RNA from Hippocampus comes (tiger tail seahorse), 884 nucleotides. It is a transcript of the gene emc4, whose product is annotated as ER membrane protein complex subunit 4. The record is from RefSeq and is a predicted model, not a curated record. The transcript has 6 exons. Lineage: Eukaryota; Metazoa; Chordata; Actinopteri; Syngnathiformes; Syngnathidae. Bases 132 to 701 code for a protein of 189 amino acids.
CGUAAUAAACUUGUCAAUUCGACGACGGAAGCAGCGAAGAAGAGUGGUCUCCUGUCAUCGUCCUGAAAUAAUCGCUAGCCUCGCAUUGGACAUUUUAAAAGGAGGCCUAUAUCGCGGUCUAUCCAGCUGCCAUGGCAUCUCCAGGGGGACAAGGAGGGGGAAUUUUGUCCACUCGAGGAGGAGCCGGUUCCAGGAGGAUGAAGUGGGCUCUGGAACUGAGUUUAGGCAACACUAGGUGUCGUAGUGACCGCCAGGCCGGCCAGGGAGAUGUCGUUUAUCCCAUUGGCUAUUCAGAGAAGCCUGUUCCCGACACCAGCAUCCAGGAAACGGACAAGAAUCUGGUGGAGAAGCGAUGCUGGGAUGUCGCCCUAGGCCCUCUCAAACAGAUCCCCAUGAACCUGUUCAUCAUGUACAUGUCGGGGAACACCAUCUCCAUCUUCCCCAUCAUGAUGGUGUGCAUGAUGGCUUGGAGGCCCAUUCAGGCUCUGAUGUCUAUGUCAGCCACUUUUAAGCUGUUGGAGAGCUCCAGUCAACAGUGGCUUCAGGGACUGGUCUACCUGGUGGGUAACCUGCUGGGCUCGGCGUUGGCCGUCUACAAGUGUCAAUCGAUGGGGCUGCUACCCACACACUCGUCCGAUUGGCUUGCUUUCAUUGAGCCUCCUCAGAGGAUGGAAAUGAUGGGCGGAGGGAUGGUGUUAUGAAGCGGGUGCCGCACACACUCGUCAGGCAACUAUGUCCGGCAUCUGUUGCGGCAGCCAUUGCGACCCCGGCGCCGGAGGGAGCCUUCGAUGCGCUGUCAGCGGCCAGCAUUUUUGGGAAUGUCUUACUUUGUUUUUGCCUUGUUUCUUUUUGGACAGAGAUGUUGUUUAUCAGUCUGUGUGUGC